UAGGCAGCUCGUGGCAGCCACAAGUAAGCAAGCUGAGCUAGCUAGCUAUCCUACAGUAAAGAACACACGUACGUAUCUAUACAGAUUGUGAGCUUAGCAUAGCUGCCAUGGGUUCCAGCUGCAGGGCAUGGCAUUGCUUGCUCGCUCUCUUCCUCCUCUCCUCCGCCGCGUAUGGGCAGCUCUCGCCGUCCUUCUACGCCAGGAGCUGCCCGACGCUGCAGCUCAUCGUGCGUGCCACAAUGCUCAAGGCACUCCUCACAGAGCGCCGCAUGGGCGCCUCCCUCCUAAGGCUCCACUUCCAUGACUGCUUCGUUCAAGGCUGCGACGGAUCGAUUCUUCUGGAUGACGUUGGCAGCUUCGUCGGCGAGAAGACAGCCUUUCCAAACGUCAAUUCCGUGCGUGGCUACGAGGUGAUCGACGAGAUCAAGAAGAACGUGGAGCUGGUCUGCCCUGGCGUUGUCUCCUGCGCCGACAUCGCCGCCCUAGCAGCAAGGGACGGCACGUUUCUGCUCGGCGGGCCCAGCUGGGCGGUGCCGCUCGGCCGGCGCGACUCGACGACGGCAAGCCUGAAGGAAGCGAACGCCGACCUCCCCCCUCCGUCCUUGAACCUGGACCAGCUCAUCAAGGCGUUCGGGAAGAAGCAGCUGAGCCCGCGCGACCUGACGACGCUCUCCGGCGCGCACACCAUCGGCUUCUCGCAAUGCGUGAACUUCCGCGACCACAUCUACAACGGCACUAACAUCGACCCGGCCUUCGCCACGCUACGCAAGCGGAACUGCCCCGCCGUGGCACCCACCGGCGACAGCAACCUGGCACCGUUCGACGUGCAGACGCAGCUCGUCUUCGACAACGCCUACUACCGCAACCUAGUGGCCAAGCGCGGCCUGCUGCACUCGGACCAGGAGCUCUUCAAUGGCGCCUCGCAGGACGCCCUGGUGCAGCUGUACGUUGCCAAUCCGUCCCUUUUCGCCUCCGACUUCGUGGCGGCCAUGAUAAAGAUGGGGAACAUCGGCCCGCUCACCGGUACCGCCGGCCAGAUCAGGCGCAACUGCAGGGUCGUCAACAGCUGAUCGAUUAUCGAUCAUUAAAGGAUCUGUAUAGUAUAUAAGCGUGUAACGGUAUGAUCAUAUAAGAUGCGAUGUGCGCAUUUGAUUGGCUACAAUGGUAACAAGCCAGCUUGCAUGCAUGCAAGAAUAAGAGCCGUUUGUCUCACAUAAUACCUUGGCUGGGCCGCUGGGGUUCAGAAGUAUCCCCUAGAUACCUUUUCUUCAUGUAAGUUGCCAACAUAUGCAGUACGACUGGAAACCAAUCAUGGUUUUUUAUAUGAA
Molecule: messenger RNA, 1328 nt
Organism: Lolium rigidum
Lineage: Eukaryota; Viridiplantae; Streptophyta; Magnoliopsida; Poales; Poaceae
Product: peroxidase 70-like
Exons: 3
Coding region: 108-1070 (320 amino acids)
Biological process (GO): response to oxidative stress; hydrogen peroxide catabolic process
Molecular function (GO): peroxidase activity; heme binding
Source: RefSeq, a predicted model, not a curated record